This is a messenger RNA of Meloidogyne enterolobii, 2152 nucleotides long. Lineage: Eukaryota; Metazoa; Nematoda; Chromadorea; Rhabditida; Meloidogynidae. The record is from the annotation of a GenBank genome assembly.
UCUAUGACAGCAUUUGAAGAGCUAGGUGUUCUUCCUGAAAUUGGAAAAGCUCUUGAUGAAUUGGAUUGGACUCUUCCUACAGACAUUCAAUCUGAGGCAAUUCCUGCAAUUCUUGGCGGUGGCGAUGCUUGUAUGGCUGCUGAAACUGGGAGUGGCAAAACUGGUGCAUUUUGUAUUUUACAAAUUGUCUAUGAAUCAAUGCAACCUAAAAUCUCUAAAGCUAAACAUGACAUACAAGGAGCGCAAGACAAUUGGAGGAUGAGCAUUCACGACAGAGAUCACAACCUUGGUGUUGAUCAAACUGGUCUAAUUUGUGAAAGCAAUCAUCCUAAAUUAUGGAGUGGUGUAAGAGCGAUGAGAGGUGUUAAAUGCUCUGGUAAAUAUUACUACGAAGCUAUUAUUGAAAGUGAUGGGCUUUGCCGUAUGGGUUGGGCAACUUUCCGUGCAAAUUUAAAUUUAGGAACUGAUGACCAAGGUUUUGGGUUUGGUGGAACUGGAAAAAAGAGCAAUGCUGGUAAAUUUGACGAUUAUGGUGAAAGUUUUACUUUGAAUGAUGUAAUUGGAUGUUAUCUUGAUUUGGAAGUUGGGCGUAUUCAUUGGGCUAAAAAUGGCAAAGAAUUUCCCUCUGCCUAUUCAUUGAGAGGCGAAUUUGUGAAGGCAGGUCUAUUUCCUGCUGUUGUCAUUAAGAAUGCUCGCCUUCGGCUUAAUUUUGGCCAGACUUCUUUCCGCUUUCCACCAAAGGGAGAUUUUAUUGCUCUUUGCCGAGCCGUGCCUGCAUUUCAAGUAGAAUCACCAUCAGAAAGUAAACAGCAUGACACUUCAGAAGAAGUAGAAAAAAGAAAACCAAAUCAACCACUUUGCCUUGUCGUUGAACCUACAAAAGAAUUAGCGCAACAAACAUAUACGCAAAUAAAUAAAUUUAUGAAAUAUCUAGACAAUCCAAAAAUAAAAAAUGUUCCUGUUGUAAGUGGAAUAAAUAUGGGAGAACAAAUGGCUUUAAUCAAUUCUGGUUGUGAUAUAUUGACGUGUACACCUGGCAGAAUACGUUCUUUGGUUCAGGAGGGACGCGUGGACCUUUCUCAUAUUCGAUUUUUUGUCCUUGAUGAGGCUGAUUCUCUUCUUGGAGGUCAAGGGGAUUCGUCACAAAUAAUCUUCGAAUUACACAGCCAAAUUCCAAAAUACGGACCUUCAGGUCAACGUCUUCAAAUGAUUGUAUGUUCAGCAACAUUACACAACAUGGCCGUUCAAAAAUUAGCUGCUCAAUAUAUGUAUUUCCCCCAAUGGAUUGAUUUAAAAGGGCAGGACAGUGUUCCUGAAACUGUUCAUCAGGUUGUUUGUAUGAUCGAUCCCAGAGAAGAUAAAAGUUGGAUUCGACUGCGUUCUCAGCCAAAUAAAUCAAUCCAAACGGAUGGGAUCCACAUAAAUGACCAAAUUCGUCCAGGCACGGAUGCUCCUGAAACCUUAUCUGAAGGUGUAAAAGUUUUGAAAGCGGAAUAUGUUCUGCGUGCUAUAAAUGCUCACAAAAUGGAUCAAUGCAUUAUCUUCUGCCGUACAAAACUUGACUGUGAUAAUAUGGAAAAAUUUCUGACACCGAGAGGUUAUCCUUGUGUUUGUUUGCAUAGUGAUAGAUCACCAGAUGAAAGGACUCGGAAUCUAAAAUUAUUUAAGGAAAAGAAAGCCAAAUUUUUGAUUUGUACUGAUGUUGCUGCUCGUGGAUUGGAUGUAACUGGAAUACCUUUUGUUAUUAAUGUUACAUUACCGCCAGCUGAAGAAAAGGCAAAUUAUGUGCAUAGAAUUGGGCGUGUUGGUCGAGCUGAGAGAAUGGGGUUGGCUAUUUCGCUCGUUUCUUCAUUUCCUGAGAAAGUUUGGUAUCAUCAAUGUAAGAGCAGAGGAGCUAAUUGCUCUAAUACUCGACUUGUAACACAAGGAGGUUGUGCAAAAUGGUUUGACGAGAUUAACUAUUUGGGCGAAAUCGAAGAACAUUUGGGUGUUACAAUUAAUCGAGUGGGUCCUGAUAUGGCUGUUCCAAUUGAUGAAUAUGAUGGAAAAGUUGUAUAUGGUGCUAAGAGGACAAAUGAAGGUUUAUUCAAGUUUAUUAAAGAAAAUUUUUAUUUUGAGGUGGUCCACAAUUUGGUCACGCAGUGGAGCUAAA